Neoarius graeffei (lesser salmon catfish) is the source of this 2118-nucleotide messenger RNA. It is a transcript of the gene myef2, whose product is annotated as myelin expression factor 2. Gene Ontology annotation, molecular function: mRNA binding. Gene Ontology annotation, cellular component: cytoplasm; nucleus; post-mRNA release spliceosomal complex. The transcript is spliced from 17 exons. Lineage: Eukaryota; Metazoa; Chordata; Actinopteri; Siluriformes; Ariidae. The record is from RefSeq and is a predicted model, not a curated record. Bases 77 to 1789 code for a protein of 570 amino acids. Gene Ontology annotation, biological process: regulation of mRNA stability involved in response to oxidative stress.
UCUACUGCGCAGACUCAGUGGGAGUGAAAAGGAGGCAUUUUCAACAGAGGCGCAGAAAAAGCCCGCAGAACUCAUCAUGGCUGAGAAUAACCCCGAGCCCGACAUCAAGGUCGAACUGGAAGAAUCUCCAGACGCGUCUCCGAUCGAAGACGACGCCGAGACGCAUCAGGAGAGCACCAAUGGCGUCAAAACUGAUGCAGAGGAGAACCAGAAGGACAAAACCGAGGGCAAGGAGAAAUCGUCUAGUGGUCGGAAGUCCAGUCGUUAUCACCCCUAUAAGGACCGACACGGGGGGUCGGGGGACAAGAAGUCGUCUCAGCGCAACCGCGUGUUCAUUAGCAAUAUUCCUUAUGAUAUGAAGUGGCAGGCAAUUAAAGAUCUAAUGAGAGAGAAAGUUGGUGAGGUUACAUACGUGGAGCUGUUUAAGGAUGCUGAAGGAAAGUCAAGGGGCUGUGGGGUGGUUGAGUUCAAAGAUGAGGAGUUUGUGAAGAAAGCGAUCGAGGUGAUGAACAAGCAUGACCUCAAUGGCCGACCCCUGAACAUUAAAGAGGACCCAGAUGGAGAGCAUGCACGACGUGUGUUGCAGCGAGGUGGAGGUGGCUACCCCGGGGGCAGGGGGCAUGAUGGUGGGCCAGGCCAGGUCAACCUACCUCCCUCCAUCUCCAACAACCCCAACAUCCCCCAUGACAUCAUCAGCGCUCUGCAGCAUGGCCGACUCGGCUCCACGGUGUUCGUCGCUAACCUGGACUUUAAGGUGGGCUGGAAGAAGCUGAAGGAGGUGUUCAGCAUGGCUGGAGUGGUGAAGAGAGCUGAUGUGAAGGAGGAUAAAGACGGGAAGAGCAGAGGAAUGGGAACAGUCACCUUUGAACAGCCGCUGGAGGCUGUGCAGGCCAUCUCCAUGUUUAAUGGUCAGAUGCUGUUCGACAGACAGAUGCACGUCAAAAUGGAUGAUAAGUCUUUGCCCCCUGAUGAUUUCCGCUCGGGUGAUAAAGCCCCUCAGUUGCCAAGAGGUCUGGGGGGUAUCGGGAUGGGUCUGGGUCCUGGUGGGCAACCAAUCAACACCAACCGUCUGAGUGGAGGAGGAAUGGGCUCCAUGGGUCCUGGAGGGAUGGAUGGAGGUGGGUUCGGAGGAAUGAACAGAAUGGGAGGAUUUGGAGGGAUGGAUGGAGUUGGAUUGGGUGGAUUUGGAGGUAGAGACAUGACACCCAUGGGCAGGAUGGGAGAUAUGUACAGGUCUGGUAUGGGGAUGAUGGACCGUGAUUUUGGGCGCAGUGAUAUGGGCAUGAACAGAUCCUUUGGAGAGUCGUUUGGGGGACUUGGUGGAGGAAUGGGAGGAUAUGGAGGAGGAGGAGGAGGAGGAGGAGGAGGAAUGGGGAACUCUAGCAUGGGCCCAAUAGGGACAGGAUUAGGAGGAAUGGGGAACAUGGGAAUGGACCGGAUGAGUGGGUUUGACAGGAUGGGUGGGAAUAUGGAAAUGAGCCGCAGCUUCAGCCAAUUCGGAGGCAGCUCAGGUCACGUAGGUGGAGAUAGAGGAGCGGGGUCAAAGGGAGGAUGCCAGAUAUUUGUGAGAAAUCUUUCCUAUGAUCUCACAUGGCAGAAGCUGAAGGAGAAGUUCAGCCAUUGUGGUCAGGUGAUGUAUGCUGAGAUCAAGAUGGAGAACGGGAAGUCUAAGGGCUGUGGGACCGUGCGGUUCGACUCUCCCGAGAGCGCUGAGCAGGCCUGCAGGAUGAUGAACGGAACCAAAAUAAAUGGCCGAGAGGUGGAUGUGCGCAUCGACCGUAACGCCUAAACACACGCACGCACACCAUCCCGUUGUCCACAUUCAUCCCUUUAAGAGUUUUUGUUUUGUUUUAGAAACACUUUUUUUUCUAAAUAUUUGGACUGUUUUUUUUUUUUUCCUCUCUCUCUCACACACACAGACUCUCUCACUCACACACACACACACACACACACACACACACACACACACUACAAUGAAUCAGCAGACCUGGCCAUAGAUGAGAUGUUUGCUUAUACACCAUGACUACUUCUUAUUUUUCCCUUUUCUUUUGUAAACUCUUUUAAUUUGUGCAUCAGUUUAUUUGAAUGACGAAAUGAAAUAAACUUUUUAAUUUUUAA